AUGUCUUUACCACCAUCUUCUCCACGACAUUUGAGUUCGGAAGAGGAGGAAGAACCACAAGAAGGCAUGGCUGAUAACCGGACUUUGAGGGAGUUGGCAACGCCUAAUACGGAUCAACAACCAUUGUGCAUCACAUAUCCAAAUGCAGAAGGAGGAUUUGAGCUUAAGUCCAGCAAGGUUCACUACUUGCCUAAGUUCUAUGGCUUCUCAACAGAGGAUGCCAACAAGCAUCUCAUGGAGUUUCAUGUGGUAUGCUCGGGAAUGAGACCAACCAAUGUGGAUGAGGAGCAAGUCAAGUUGAGGGCAUUCCCAUUUACAUUAGAAGCUAAGGCAAAGGAGUGGCUUUACAAUUUACCUCCGGGAUCAAUGAACACAUGGAACCAGAGCAUCUUUUAA
Pyrus x bretschneideri (Chinese white pear) is the source of this 396-nucleotide messenger RNA. RefSeq lists its product as uncharacterized. Bases 1 to 396 code for a protein of 131 amino acids. NCBI's taxonomy places the organism in Eukaryota, Viridiplantae, Streptophyta, Magnoliopsida, Rosales, Rosaceae. The record is from RefSeq and is a predicted model, not a curated record. The transcript has 2 exons.